AAUAAAAAGAAGCCCAGUCCGCUACUAGCAGCCAAGUCGAACGAACCAAACGUGCUCCUUGGAAGUAAAAACCUCACUUCUCGGUUACGUAAGUGUGGGAAUAUGACGACUACCUAUGUUACCGCGGGCCCAUAUCCCGCCCAGCAAACCACCUAUAUUUCCUCGGGUCCUCAGCAAGGCCAGACUACGUACAUCACCACCGGAAGACCGCCACCGCCGCCACCCGUGGUUGUGGUCACAGCUCCCAAUACAGGACGCUGGGCCACCAGUGGACAGGCUUUUUCCGGAACAGCUGCCACUCUACUCUUUAUUUAUGGAGGCAUGGACAUGGCCCAGGGGCUGGGAUGGAGCCUGAAUGAAUCAGUUUUCAACAGUACCCUGGAGUUUCAGUACAGCUGGUUCAUCGGAGUCAUUAUUGGAGCCGUGGUAUCGGCACUGACAGUCUCCUUCCUGCCCAAAAUGAUCUUCUAUGGUCUUGGCGGAGUAAUGAAUCUGAUCGAUGCCAUCAUCUUUGUGAGUGCCCCCUACCAGUACGAGUCCAUACUGGCCGCCAGGUACGUGGGUGGAGUGGGAAUAGGCCUCAUAACAGUGCCCUUCCUCAUCCAUGCCGCCGAGGUGGCUUCGAGUAGCAACCGCGGUUCCUGCUGCGCCAUGGAGCAGUACGGCCUGGCCCUGGGGAUCGCCAUCCAGGUGAUCUACGAUGCGGAGUGGAACACCAGCCUGGACAUGACCAUCAACCGGGUGCACGGCAUCUUCGGAAUCGUCUUCUCCGCCUUCGCUCUCGGUAGCGUGGCCGUCAACUCCGAGUCGCCGAUCUUCUACAUCCGGCAGAACCAGGAGAGUAAGGCACGGGACAGUAUCAAGCGACUGAUGGGGGCCUACUGGACGAGGGAGGCCGGCGAUCAGGCCUACGAGGAGGCCAAGCUGUACGUGGUGGAAGGCAGCAGCCAGGGUUACGGGGAGCAGUUCGGCGAGUCUAUGAUGCCCUUCCUCAAGCUGCUCCUCUUCCGCUGCUUCGUGGCAUUCACGUUCUCGAUGCCGCUCUCCCAGUCCCUGCAGUACAGCACCACCUUCGUGUACUACACCGUGGACGCCUGGCCUCCCAUAAUCUUCGCCAUCCUGCGGCUGAUCGGCGCCCUUAUCACCAUCGGCGUCCUGGACACGGUGGGCCGGAAGUUCUCCGCCUUGCUGGGACUGCUCUGCAUGGCUGGACUGAUGCUGGGCAUGGCCGGAGUCUACGGGGACUACUCCCACGUGUAUGACUACUACUUCAUGUGGCAGGUGUGCCGGCUGGACAUGGCCUUCCAGUUCUUCGCCGGCUUCUUCGUCUGCAGCUCCUCGGCGUACCUGGGCGAGGCCUUCCCGAUGCGGGUGAAGCCCUUCCUGAUCGGUCUGAUCGUGUGCCUGGAACAGGUGAUCCACAUCAUUGUGAUCGUUACGUUCUCCUCCAGCGCUGCCUACUAUUACAGGUACUAUGUGGCCGUGGGCAUUAUCCUGGCGGUGGGUGUGGUGGUCUUUGCGGCCAUAAUGCCGGAGACCCGGGGCAUGACCCUGCGGCAGGCGGGUGCCCGUUUCCGGAGGGUGCACGAUGUCAUGGCGUACUAACAUUUAUUAUUUUAAUAAAG
Messenger RNA from Drosophila bipectinata, 1625 nucleotides. RefSeq names its product galactose-proton symporter. Gene Ontology annotation, molecular function: transmembrane transporter activity. Gene Ontology annotation, cellular component: membrane. Lineage: Eukaryota; Metazoa; Arthropoda; Insecta; Diptera; Drosophilidae. Gene Ontology annotation, biological process: transmembrane transport. The record is from RefSeq and is a predicted model, not a curated record.